AUGGAAUUGCGCACGGAGCUCUCGACUAGCCAGACUACUCCGACAGCAAUACCUGUUUCAGUGUCCGGGACUCUCCUUCGUGCUCCGCCUCUGCUCCUACGUGCCACCGAAAAGUAUCCCAGGACUCCCAAGUGCGCCCGCUGUAGAAACCAUGGGGUCGUCUCCGCUCUGAAGGGCCACAAACGCUACUGUCGCUGGAAGGAUUGCAUGUGCGCGAAGUGUACCCUGAUCGCUGAAAGGCAGAGAGUGAUGGCGGCUCAGGUAGCCCUGAGAAGGCAACAGGCGCAGGAAGAAAACGAAGCCCGGGAGCUGCAACUUUUGUACGGGACGGCGGAAGGAUUGGCCAUUGCAGCUGCCAACGGCAUGAUCCCAUCCCGAUCUUCUUACGAUGUGUUCGGCUCGGUCUGUUCCGAGGGUAACACAGAAACUAAACUCCAGAAGUAUGAAUUAUUUCAAAAGAGUUUGAUGCCGCGGGCUGGUACUCCUCAGCAGUCCUUAGUGAAGCCGAUCCCGGGUGACAGUGAGCCGGGAGCGGGUAGUGUCCCUGGCACCUCGUCGCCAGACGUUCGCCAUGGAUCAGGAUCAGAGAACGGAGAUGGAGAAUCCUUUCUUAGUUCUCCCAUCUGUAAAGUUCUUAAAGAAGGACAGGAUAGCCCAAGGACCAUCACGCCGCUGGGCUCUGACUCUGGGUCAGAGACAGAAAAGGAUGAAAGAGACGGUACCCCUUCCACAGGUGCCCGCCAGAGGACUCCAAUUGAAAUUCUAACCCGGGUUUUCCCCUCACACAAGAGAAGUGUUCUAGAGCUGGUCCUGCAAGGUUGCGGAGGGGACGUUGUCCAAGCCAUCGAGCAGAUUCUGAACAAUAGAGAGCAAGAAAAGGUUUCCGAAGAAACUUGGCACCGUGAUAGGACUCAUCAGGCUGUCCAAGGACCUACAUCACAUCGACCUCUGGUAGCUGGGGCGGUGCCCCCUGCCAUUGGGACGCUGGGCAACAGGUCAGCUUUUUCACCACUGCAGCCUAACGCGGCCCAUUUUACUACAGAUCCCAACGCCUAUGCCAUCGGACCACAUCUAGGACUCAAUCCUCUUCGCUUAGCGUAUUCGGCCCAUAGUCGGGGACUUGCUUUCAUGACACCUUAUUCAACGACGGGCCUUGUCCCAACACUGGGCUUUCGUCCACCAAUGGAUUACGCCUUCAGCGACCUCAUGCGAGAUAGGUCCAACUUGCACAAAGAUCAAGUGUACACCAAUGGACUUUACGGAUCAGUUGUAAAUAGUAACCCGGAUAAACAGUAAGUUGCAACACUCUCUCAGGCGUCUUAAAAUUUGACAAAGCACUGGCCCGAAUUGUUCGAAACUGUCCCGUGCCUACGUGAUGAUUAUAGAACAUGCAUUGGAGAAAGUUAA
This is a messenger RNA of Hemiscyllium ocellatum (epaulette shark), 1407 nucleotides long. It is a transcript of the gene dmrta2, whose product is annotated as DMRT-like family A2. Bases 1 to 1296 code for a protein of 431 amino acids. The transcript has 2 exons. The record is from RefSeq and is a predicted model, not a curated record. Lineage: Eukaryota; Metazoa; Chordata; Chondrichthyes; Orectolobiformes; Hemiscylliidae. Gene Ontology annotation, biological process: sex differentiation; germ cell development; regulation of transcription by RNA polymerase II. Gene Ontology annotation, molecular function: RNA polymerase II cis-regulatory region sequence-specific DNA binding; protein binding; DNA-binding transcription factor activity, RNA polymerase II-specific. Gene Ontology annotation, cellular component: nucleus.